GCGGGUUGAGAGAGGGGAGGCAGUAGGGACAGGCGCGUUGGGGUCUCCCCAGCCAGUCGAGGCUGCGGCGUCACACAGAGCGUACUCGCGGCCACCCGGUUAAAAAAUAUCAGAACCACCGUGCCAGUGACGUGAUCAGUGCUUGCACAUGCGUGUGCUGUGACCGAGUUGAUUAUAGUGGACGAGUGACUUGUGUGUGUGAUUGCGUGCCACUAAGUGAGUUCGGAGCGAGUUUAAGGACGGUGGUUACUCUGCAAUCUCUGAAAUUGCUUUAGAUGUGACCGCAUAGACUUCUGGUCUAACAAAGAAAGAUGUCGACGAAAAAAUCGAUAGUACCCAGAACAAUGGAAAGAAUGAGUGUACACUGAAUUGGACAAGAAAAAAGUAAAAAUGUCGGUUCGAGCUAGCGUGGGUUAAGCAAAAGGAAAAAAUGGCCUUCCAAGGUUUUGCCGGCGAGGUGAUUGGCUUUUUCCUGGCUGUGGCGUUCUGCAUCAUAUGCCCUGAAUAUGUGUCAUCAGCCCAACGUGAGCUCGGCAAGGCACCAGCCAACGCCUCGGCGACGGCCGCCCCGGCCGGCUCCGCGGACAACGCCAUCCGACCUGGGGCAGCCGACCCGCGCCCCACUCCCCGCACCGGCCCGUAUUUUGACCAAGUCGCUUCGAAGAACGUUACUGCUCUGCUCGGCAAGACAGCUUACUUGAAUUGCCGUGUCAAGAACAUAGGAAACAAGACGCUGAACAUGCAAGUGUCCUGGGUGCGCCACAGAGACAUCCACUUGCUGACUGUGGGACGCUACACAUACACCAGCGAUCAGCGAUUUAGAGCCAUUCACCUUCCGCAUUCCGAGGACUGGACCUUGCAGAUUAAAUAUCCCCAGCAUAGAGACUCCGGCAUCUACGAAUGCCAAAUAUCUACAACGCCGCACAUGAGUCAUUUUAUUCAUUUGAAUGUCGUUGAACCUACAACGGAGAUCAUCGGCGGGCCAGACCUGUACAUAGACCGGGGCAGCACAAUAAACUUGACCUGCGUUGUGCUGUAUUCUCCAGAGCCACCUGCUUACAUUUUUUGGAAUCACAAUGACGCGAUCAUCAGCUAUGACUCUCCCCGCGGCGGAGUGUCCGUGGUAACGGAGAAAGGGGAGACAACCACCUCGUUCCUGCUCAUCCAGCAGGCCAGGCCCUCAGACUCGGGCACUUACCAGUGCAAUCCGAGCAAUGCACAAUCCAAGAGUAUCGUUGUGCACGUGCUUAAUGAAGCAAAUUCGAUUUUUCCUUUAUCAGGUGAGUACCCGGCGGCGAUGCAGCGCGGCGGGCAGACCUUCGCGCCCAUGUCUCCGACACACUGCCUCGUUCUGGCCGCUUGCCUCAUCCUUGCGCUCUCCUGACAUAUACCUGCCGACAUUUACAUGUAAAUACAGUUUUACACAGCUUCUAUUUUUAACAUUGACGCUUUCAUAAGCCACAGGAAGGCGGGAAGCAAAUGUUAAUAAAAGAAGUGAGAGCAACUAUUUUCUAUUUAAUAGUGUGGGUUGUGUUUUGUAAAAUAUAAUAUUAAAUCCCUGAGCAAGUAGCUAAGCGCUUGUUUAGUACUGAACUGUAUAUAGUAUCAUAAGUCAUCUGAGUAUUAUUUUUAUAAUUUUACUUUUUCUUCUUAAAAGGAGCUUAGCGUUAAGUUUACUUGACUUCGAUUAUGUUAAACAACUUAAUUUUAAUUUAUACAUUUGUUGCAAACAAAAAAAUCAGAUUUAAAAUAAAUAGAUAAGCAUGUGAUCCUGUUAUUAAAUAGAUUAGAAGCAUUUGGAAGGUAUUUCUUUGAUGGAAACCAAGAAGACAGAAUGUAUAAACAGCUGACAAUACUAUUUAAAAAUGACAGGAAGUGUUAAGAAAAACUGUAAAUAAAAUAACGAGUAAAAUAUACGAAUCAUUACACCUAGCUUUACUAUAUCUGUGGUGAGAAGUGUACUGUACAUUUUAUGUAAGUUUAGCGAAUGUUUUGCUGAUUUCAAUGAUGUUGUAAAUAAUGUUGUAUAGAAAGUAAGUACAAAGGUACCGAAGAUGAUUAUUUGAAUCUUAUUAAUAUAUACGAAUAAAUCGAGACCUGCGGCAUACGAGUAGUCAUCUCGCCGUAACAAAAACAGUAAGAAUAACAUAGUAAUGUAAGCAUAAAUUUAGACAAAAAAUAUAAAUUUUGCAUAAAAAAAUAGUUAGAAAUUAAUUCUCAUUCCAGAUUUCUUGAGUUGUGUUUUUGGAAACAGGAUGUAGUUUCACGGAAAAUUACUAUAAUACCCGCUAUGUUUUCGACAAUUUACCCGUCCUAAUAAUAUUUUCAUUAAUAAUGACCUUGAUCUCAAAUAACUAUUAUAUGUACAUCAGAUACUUAAAUAAUCAAGUGCUUUCGAGACAGAUGCUGUCUUUAAAUUACCGGUUUGUUUGUAUCGUGAAUUUUUAUUUAAGUAACCUUCCAAUUGUAAAUAAUUCUAAUCCCUUGUCCAAUCAAUUUUACAAAGUUUACUAAAAUUUGAGAUAGAUGCGAACUUUGAGUACAUUGAUUAUCGUGGUUUUUCUUGAAUUUUGCUAAUUAAAUAACAGAAUCUCGAAUAAUAUUACCAGUUAUUAUUAUGUCAAAAGUUUAUUGUAUACAGGUAAAUGAUAGUAUUAAAACUUGUUGUAUGUAUUGUAUAAUGAUACUGAACGGUUUUUAACCGUUACAAUAUAAAUUACAUGUGUAAUGAAUAUUAUAAAGACACAAUAAAGUUUAAAAA
Molecule: messenger RNA, 2761 nt
Organism: Cydia fagiglandana
Lineage: Eukaryota; Metazoa; Arthropoda; Insecta; Lepidoptera; Tortricidae
Exons: 8
Coding region: 431-1384 (317 amino acids)
Biological process (GO): synapse organization
Cellular component (GO): neuron projection membrane
Source: RefSeq, a predicted model, not a curated record